GGAUUGUUAUUAAUUGUUACUGUAGUUUUGACAGUCAAUGUUGUUGGAAAUGAAACCUGUAAAGCAGAUAAGUUGCAAGUUGUAACCUAUAAAGAUAACGUGUGUGCACUUUGAUGGCGUCUCUCUGCCCGAAAUGAUUGGCGUUCGAGCCUGAUUCGAAUACGGAAAAACCGGCGCUACUCUUAUACUACCUACGAUUUUGUGUAGCUGCGAAUGCCUGGAUGGCACUUAAAACAGUCUCCAUUCGGCAGAUAAGAUUGGGUUUAUCUCUGGGCAAAGAGUGGGUGAGCUUCGGUUUGCCGGUGCUGGCGGCCAAUCCUUUGCUCAACAAAAACCAUUGGACAACAACACAUACACCGUCAGAGAGAGUGAGAAAAAGAGAGUGGGAGAGAGAGAGAGGAAGAUUGGUUUUUCAGCAGAGGUAUAUAUUCCCCCCCGAUAAGCAAUACGACCAAUUCGAGUUAAACGAAGUAUUUGUCGGUAGAGAUACAGAAAUCGGUCAGUAGUAGUUAUGCUAUUGUUUCGCGUCGGUGCCGUGCCACAUUGUCCCCAAAAGUGUGAAUAUAUGAGCCUAGGAGGAAAGGCAGCUGCUACUCGCUUGCUCCCGUAACCCGUAACCCGUAACGCCGUGGAUAAGUCACGGAUUAAAACCCAAACAUGGACAAGAUGUUCGAAAAAGUUCUUCGCAAAAGGGGCUCCAAAGUCAGCACAACAAAUGAUUGGCUUCAAAUACAAAUUGGCGGACCCGAUUUGGGCAAAAAGAAGAAGCCAUCGAAUCAGAAUCGCAUCAAAUCAACAAAAUACACAUUGAUCACAUUUCUGCCACAGAAUCUAUUGGAACAAUUUCGACGCAUUGCCAAUUUCUACUUCCUGGUGAUGACAAUAAUAUCGCUUUUAAUUGAUAGUCCUGUGUCGCCAAUGACCUCACUGCUGCCCUUGGUAUUCGUGAUUGCUGUCACUGCCGCCAAGCAGGGCUAUGAAGAUAUUCUACGCUUUAGAACAGAUAACGUUGUGAAUGCCUCACCAGUUACUAUUAUCAGGGAUGGCGUUGAGGCAAUCAUUAAAUCACAAGAUGUGGCACCCGGUGACCUGGUGGUGGUCGAGAAGGACUGUGAUGUGCCAUGCGAUUUGGUGCUGUUGCGUACCACAGAUCCGCAUGGCAAGUGCUUCAUAACCACCGCCAAUCUGGAUGGUGAAUCGAAUCUGAAGACACUGAUGGUGCCCCGAGAGCUGCCCACCGUCGAUCUGAAGGAUAUGCACAAGCUGGGCAUGAUCGAGUGCGAGACACCCACCACAGAUCUGUACAGCUUCAAUGGCAAAAUCGAGCUGAGGGGCAGCGAGGGUCGUGUGCUGCCCCUGUCCGCUGAGAAUGUACUGCUGCGCGGGUCACGGGUCAAGAACACAGAGUGUGUGAUCGGCUGUGCCGUGUACACGGGCAUGAUCACCAAGCUGCAGCUCAACAGUCGCCUCACACGCAACAAGAACUCCUCCAGCGAGACGUACAUCAAUCGCUUUCUGAUUGUCAUACUGGUCGCCCUGAUAGUCAUAGUCACGCUGCUGUAUUUCCUCAAACGCUAUAAUGAGCUUUUUGUGAUACCAAAGCUAACCUAUCUGGGCGAUGCCACAGACAGUUACAGCGUGAAGCAGUUCCUGCAGGACUAUCUGUCCUUUUUGAUACUAUUCAACUAUCUGAUACCCAUAUCGCUGUAUGUCACCAUUGAGCUGCAGCGCGUCAUUGGCGGCUUCUUCAUGGAGUGGGACAUGGAGCUGUACGAGACCGAAACCGAUCAGCAGUGUGUCGUUAACACGUCGAACCUCAACGAGGAGCUGGGCCAGAUCAACAUACUCUUCUCGGACAAGACGGGCACUCUCACCAAGAACGAGAUGAACUUCCAGCAGUGCUCGAUAGCGGGUCGAAAGUUUCACUUCAAGAAGACCCGCCUCGAGGAGGAGGAGACCCACGCCCUGCUGGACAUAAACAAGUUCAAUGCGGAUCAGCGCAUAUUCUUUCAGGCGUUGACCAUCUGCCACACUGUCCAGGUGGCUGCUGGCUCGCUGGAGGAGGCCGAUGCCAGCAGCAGCAGCACCGCCACCACCAAGAAGGAGCCAGCAGCGGUCACAGCCAACAAGUCGGGACCCCCCGAAAUGUACUCCAUAUCAGACAUCACCGAGGAGAGCCAAAACUCUAGUCAGCAGAGCGAACUGAAUGUCAGCCACAACAUUGAGAAUUCGGUGUCCGCCCAUCCGAAUGGUGUGAACUCCUCCUCGGAUGUAAAUCCCCUGCUGGUCAGCGAUGACAGCUAUAGCGUGGAGCGACGCAAACGGCCGCAGGUGGUUAAACGUAGCCCAAACUUUGCCCGUGCCGCCAAUCGGGUGCACAUUGCGCCCACGCCCAGCGAAACACAGAUCGAUCAGACUGAGCUGAAUGGAGGCAACGGCAACGGCAACGGGAACUCCUCCCCCAGCAAUGGAGCUGCUGGCCUGCAUUCGCCACACAUACGUCCAAUUUCAUUGCAAUUCCAACGCUCUACCUCAGAGAGAGACCUGCCGCAGUUCGAUGAGGCGCACAAUGGUGUGGCACUCGGCCAUCGCCGUGCCCACUCGUAUGGGGCGCCCAAUGCCUAUCUGUCGCACCCCAUUGGCAGCAGCAGCACACCGUCCACAAGCGCCAUCUUUCGCUCGCCCAGCACCCAUUCACGCGAGUCGUACGCGGCACCGACCUUCACCCGCCAGCCGACCAUCCUGGUGCGUGCCGAAUCGCAGCGUCGCAAGAACGAGAUACGUGACUUUAUAUUCACCCUCGAUUAUCAGGCGUCGAGUCCCGAUGAAAAGGCCCUGGUGGAGGCCUGUGCCAAUCUGGGCCUCGUCUACACCGGCGACGAUGACGAAAUACUCAGCGUGCGCAUUGUGCCCCCCCACUUGGACUACAAGCGACCCUUCACCAUUGGCAAGCCCAAGGAGGAGAAGUUCCAUCGACUGCAUGUGCUCGAGUUCACAUCGGACCGCAAGCGGAUGAGUGUCAUAGUGCGCGAUGCGGAGGGCAAGAAGUGGAUCUACACCAAGGGCGCCGAGAGCUAUGUGUUUCCGCUGUGUGCCAAUAGUUCGGCGCAGUUGGUGGCCAAAACGGAUCGUCAUAUCAGCGAUUUUGCCCGGCUCGGUCUGCGCACACUGGCCAUAGCACGGCGCAUGAUUGGCGAGGAGGAGUAUCGCGAUUUCCUGCAGGAACUGGCACAGGCAAAUAGCUCACUCGAGAACCGAAAGCAGCUAAGCGAGGAGUGCUACUCAAAGAUUGAGAGCGAUCUCGAUCUGUUGGGGGCCACAGCCGUGGAGGAUGCCCUGCAGGAUGAUGUGGCCGAUACGCUGGUCUCCCUGCAAGCAGCGGGUAUUAAGAUCUGGGUGCUAACCGGCGACAAGGUGGAAACGGCCCUGAACAUAGCCCUGUCCUGUGGCCACAUACCGCCCGAUGCCAAAAAGUACUUCAUAAUCGAGUGCAAGAAUCGCGAGGAUAUGCUGCAGCAUUUGAAUGCUCUGGAUCGCGAGAUCAUCUUUGGCAUUGGCCAGGAGUGUGCCCUGCUCAUCGAUGGCAAGAGUCUGGCCGUGGCCCUGUCCGAGGUGGCCAAAGAGUUUCGGGAUGUGGCCGUCAAGUGCACGGCUGUGCUGUGCUGUCGCCUCAGUCCGCUGCAGAAGAGCGAGGUGGUGGCCCUGAUCAAGUCAUCGAAUGAGAACUACAACACGGCCUCCAUUGGGGAUGGGGCGAACGAUGUGUCGAUGAUACAGGAGGCGCAUGUGGGCAUUGGCAUUAUGGGACGUGAGGGCAGGCAGGCGGCCCGUUGUGCCGACUUUGCCUUUGCCAAGUUCUGUAUGCUGAAGCGACUGCUGCUCGUCCAUGGCCACUAUCACAGUGUACGCCUGUCGCUGCUGGUGCUGUACUUCUUCUACAAGAACAUUGUCUUCAUGGGCAUUAUGUUUCUGUUUCAAUUCCAUACACUGUUCUCCUCCUCCUCGGUCUACGACUCGCUCUUCCUCACGCUGUACAAUGUGAUAUACACAUCGCUGCCCAUUCUGUUCAUUGCCAUCACCGAGAAGCCCUAUACCGAAGAGAAGCUAAUGAGCACCCCACAAUUGUAUAAAAAGAAUACGGACAACAGGCAGCUGCAUUGGCCCUACUUCCUGAUGUGGGUGCUCUUUGCCAUGUACCAUGCGGUGAUCAUAUUUUACUUUGCCUUCUGCAUGUUCUCCUUCAACAAUGUGAUCCUGAGCGUUGGCCAGACGGCGGCCUUCUCCUGCUUUGGCACGCUGCUCAUUUGGGGCGUGGUGAUUGUGGUGAACCUCAAGCUCUGGCUGGAGUCAAUGUAUCUGUCGUAUUGGUACAUCUUUACGCUGGUUAUCUCCAUACUGGGCUUUAUGGUCACAACGGUUAUCUACAAUGUUAUCAAUCUGGACUACGACACCGACAUAUACUGGGCCUACAAUAAUCUGUUGGCCUCCCUGCCAGUCUGGCUGUGGGUGCUGCUCGUCUCUGUGGCCUGCCUGCUGCCGGACUUCACCAUCCGUAUGCUGCAGCGUGGCCUCAAUAUCAAGCACUUUAGCAUCUUUCCCGGCAAACAGCGAAAGCUGCAAAUGCGCGAAAAAUUCGAGUCCACCUACCUGUAAUCCUGUAAUCCUGUAAUCCAUCCUAGGCCAUAGUUCUUUUUUUAUACUGUUUAUUUAUUUAUUUCGCCCCCCUUAUGUGUACAUAUUUUCUUUUUUUUU
Drosophila obscura is the source of this 4752-nucleotide messenger RNA. RefSeq names its product phospholipid-transporting ATPase IF. Bases 658 to 4653 code for a protein of 1331 amino acids. The transcript is spliced from 11 exons. The record is from RefSeq and is a predicted model, not a curated record. Gene Ontology annotation, molecular function: ATPase-coupled intramembrane lipid carrier activity; magnesium ion binding; ATP binding. Lineage: Eukaryota; Metazoa; Arthropoda; Insecta; Diptera; Drosophilidae. Gene Ontology annotation, biological process: phospholipid translocation. Gene Ontology annotation, cellular component: endoplasmic reticulum; trans-Golgi network; plasma membrane.